UCUCUCUCUAACCACCCACUGACAAAGUCUCACCCAACAUAAAACAAUAGUACUGAAUGAACUUCGUCUGUAAUCAAUUAAACUUGAGAGAGUUAUGAAUUAAGAGACCCGUUUGAUUAGCACUUAGCAGCCCGGGGACGGCUUCGCUUCUUCUUUGUCUGCUGGGUUCCUUUUUUAUAGCCAUUUCCUGGAAUCUCAACAACUGUUCUCUAGCUCGCUUUCCUUUUGCAUCUGUCUGUCUUUCGUGAUCUGGAAAUCUCAAGCAAGAACCCCACUUUUUGAUAUUGUCAAAAGAAGGAACAGAGCAGGUGAAUACUGAGAGAGAGAGAGAGAGAGUGGGGGAAAUGACGAGGGUUGGCCGCGAUUACAGAGAUACUAUGCCGAAAGAUGCGGUGCCGGCUGUAUCUGCCGAUGUGAUGUUUGCUUCCAGUCGAUUCCCAAACUAUAAGGUUGGAGGCAACAAUCAGAUCAUUGAUGCGAAAGAUGACCCUAAAGUGAUGUCCAUGAAGGAAGCUGUGGCCCGGGAGACAGCUCAGCUGCUGGAUCAGCAGAAGCGACUCUCUGUUCGUGAUCUCGCCAAUAAAUUUGAGAAGGGCUUGGCUGCUGCUGCUAAAUUGUCUGAAGAGGCUAGAUUGAGGGAGGCAGCCUCACUGGAGAAACAUGUGCUUUUGAAGAAGCUGAGAGAUGCUUUAGAGGCCUUAAGAGGGCGUGUAGCGGGUAGAAACAAGGACGACGUGGAAGAUGCUAUUGCAAUGGUGGAAGCUCUAGCUGUUCAGCUAACUGAAAGGGAGGGAGAGUUGAUUCAAGAAAAGGCUGAAGUGAAGAAGUUAGCUAAUUUCCUGAAGCAGGCUUCACAAGAUGCCAAGAGGCUUGUAGAUGAGGAAAGAGCUUUUGCUCGAGCAGAAAUUGACAGUGCGAGAGCUGCGGUCCAGAGGGUUGAACAAGCCCUUCAAGAACAUGAACGAACAUCUAAAACGCCAGGGAAACAGGACAUGGAACAAUUGAUGAAGGAGGUUCAAGAGGCUAGAAGGAUCAAAAUGUUGCAUCAGCCAAGCAAGGUCAUGGACAUGGAACACGAAUUACGAGCAUUGAGAACUCAGCUCGCUGAGAAGACCAAACGUGCUCUUCAGCUUCAAAAAGAGGUUCUUUUGGCAGUUACUAGGAGCGGGAAGCAGAAGGUGUCACAUCCAUAUGAAUUAGAGGGAACUGAAGCCUUAGGUUCAUACCUGAGGAUCAAUUGUUGCUCUAACAAUGAUCCGGAACUCACUAAUUGUUUAAUCCAGUGGUAUCGUGUAUCAUCUGAAGGUGGAAAGAAAGAGCUGAUAUCAGGAGCCACAAAACCAAUUUAUGCACCAGAGCCGUAUGAUGUUGGACGGACGCUGCAAGCUGAAGUAACUCUCGGUGACCAGAGAAUCACUUUGACAAGCACUGGUCCAAUUGAUCCUGCUCCUGGCCUUGGAAGCUAUGUGGAGGCCCUUGUCCGGAAGCAUGAUGUAGAGUUCAAGGUGGUUGUUACCCAGUUGAAUGGCUCACAUCAACCUUCAGAAUCAAUCCACGUGUUCCACGUCGGAAAGAUGAGGAUUAAGCUCUGUAAAGGGUCUACUACAAUUGCUAAGGAAUACUACUCUGCUUCCAUGCAGCUUUGUGGAGUGAGAGGAGGCGGAAAUGCAGCAGCUCAGGCAGUGUUUUGGCAAGCAAACACAGAACUCUUGUUUGUACUAGCUUUUGAAUCAGAGAGAGACAGAAAUGCAGCGAUUAUGCUUGCUAGGCGCUUUGCUUUCGACUGCAAUAUUGUGUUGGCUGGUCCAGAUGGAAGAGCUACUUGAGGAACUUGAUCAAUCCAUCCAUGAAUACCUGGUUCCACUAAUUGUAAGCUGUAAUUAUGUCUCUCAGAGCUCUUUCACAAAUGUAUCAUAGGCUCCGUAGCACUAGGGUUUUUCUUCCACCCUCUCAAGGCAUCCUUUUUUUUACCAUUUGCCUUCCCUUGUGAAGAAGAGUAUAUGACUGCCCCACUUCUUGCUUACUGCUAGAAAAUGAGUUGCAGCAGCUGUGUGCGAAAUCUGUACUCAACUGCUGCCAUGUGUUGAGUUGGCUUAAUGUAAUGAUGAUGAUAAUUUACUCACAGUCGAUGGUGGUUCGACAUACGAGCCAGCCAUAGUUUUUUUGUCAUUAAUUUCUAGGAAGUUGAUUCACUGAAGCUUAAUCCGGGGUGGACUAAGCCAUGUUCUUCUAGAUCCAAUGUAAUGUCUACUGGAAUUGCUGUAAUGAAAGUCAAAUUUUUAGUUUGUAGUACUGGUAUGAGUUUGAGACAGAGACUGUGAACUAUCGAGAGUUUUUCUCCUGUGUAUCCUGAUCUCGU
This is a messenger RNA of Linum tenue, 2359 nucleotides long. Lineage: Eukaryota; Viridiplantae; Streptophyta; Magnoliopsida; Malpighiales; Linaceae. The record is from the annotation of a GenBank genome assembly.